ACUGGCGCACCACCCGCAUCCCUGCGGCCCUGCAGCGCCCCGCCAGGUUCAGGGCUCUGCACUGCAUCAUCCUCUACACCAUGGCCGUGCCUCAGGUCUACUUCAUAAUGCAAAGUGCCUCCAGUCCCUCUGGAGAGUCCGUAAGCCUCAACAGUUCCAGCGUUGCUCAGAGGUCCAAAUCCAAAGUCUCCUCUGAGACUCAAGGCAAACUCCAGCUGUCCCCAUAGAAUUAAAGAGAACGUCACGGACUUCCGAGGGAAACAUAUUUGAGAAGCUGAGAAUUUGCUCCAUGCCCAGGUUUGUCCGCUUCCUGCAGGACAAACUGACCAUAAAGAAGAACCCCGAAGUGGUGGUGACAGACCUGCAUUUUGGGACAAUCCCCGUGAGGCUGUUCCAGCCCAAGGCAUCAACCUCCAGUCCCCGGAGAGGCAUCCUCUUCUACCAUGGCGGGGGCCCGGUAUUUGGCAGCCUGGAUAGUUACCACAACCUGUGCAGCUUCCUGGCCCGGGAGACGGACUCUGUGGUGCUGUCGGUGGGGUACCGCAUGCUCCCCGAGCACCAUUACCCCGUCAUCUUCACGGACUGCCUGAACGCCUCCAUCCACUUCCUGAAGGCCCUGAAAACCUACGGGGUGGACCCCUCCAAGGUGGUGGCUUGUGGAGAAAGCGUUGGAGGAGGGAUGGUGGCCCUGAUCAUGCAGGCCUUGGUGGGCAGGACAGAUCUUCCCCAGAUCCGGGCUCAGGUCCUGAUUUAUCCAAUGGUACAAGCCAUCAAUUUCCAGUUACCGUCCUUUCAGCAGAACCAGAACGUCCCCUUCCUUCCUCUAGACUUCAUGAUAACAUGUACGUGUAAGUACCUGACCAUCGACCUCUCCUGGAAAGAAGCCAUGCUGAAAGGGGCUUGUAUACCCCCCGGUUUCUGGAAGAAGUACGGGAAGUGGCUCAGCUCCGACAACCUCCCCAGGAGGUUCAGGAGCAAAGUGCAGCAACCUGAGACUCCCGCACCUUUCAACGAGGCUGCCUAUCUGGAGACCAAACACAUCUUUGAUGUAGAAAAUGCGCCCAUCAUAGCCGACGACGAGGUCAUCGCUCAGCUUCCUGAGGCCUUCCUGGUGAGCUGCGAGAUGGACAUCCUGCGGGAUGACACCCUGCUCUACAAGAAGCGCUUGGAGGACCAGGGUGUCCGGGUGACCUGGUACCACGUGGAGGACGGCUUUCACGGCUGCAUAGUUUUAUUCGAUAAGAAGUUUUUCUCUUUCCCAUGUUCUGUGAGCCUUGCAAAUGCUGUCAUCAGUUAUAUAAAGGGCAUAUGAUGGUAACCCUGGUGCCCCGGGU
Molecule: messenger RNA, 1334 nt
Organism: Sciurus carolinensis (gray squirrel)
Lineage: Eukaryota; Metazoa; Chordata; Mammalia; Rodentia; Sciuridae
Gene: Aadacl4
Product: arylacetamide deacetylase like 4
Exons: 5
Coding region: 290-1312 (340 amino acids)
Cellular component (GO): membrane
Molecular function (GO): carboxylic ester hydrolase activity
Source: RefSeq, a predicted model, not a curated record